ACUCUGUUAUGUUGUCGAACCGUAAAACUUAAACUUGCAUAAGAAAUGACAUUUUGACUGAAAUUACAUUAAAUUGUUAUUUUUCUUGGACAGUUGGUUCUAAAAUGGUUAAAAUUUGAGACUUUACAUUAAAACAUUACUUUAUAGCUGUUUUAGGUCUGACAGUUUUAAAAAAGAAAUCCCAAAUAAUAAUCGGAUUCCUCUGUCGUCAUACACGAUCUUUGAUCUGGAGAAAUGGCGUCGCAGGACGGACUGGCGGCUCUGGGGGUGGAGGGGGCCUCCGCUGCUGCACAUGCUCUGUCUCUGCCUGCAGAAGCGUAUGGAAACGACCCUCGGCUGGAGGUCAUGUGGGCGAUGAAGGCCUACAACCACGCAGAGGUCUACUUCAAUCUCAUCUCAUCCGUCGAUCCCAAGUUCCUGAAACUGACCAAGCUGGACGACAGAAUCUACUCCAGCUUCAGAGAAACCUUCAAGGAUCUGGACGUCAGGCAGCUCAAGGAGGAGGACCUGAAGUCUGACCAGGCCAAGGAGAGGUGGCGUCCGUUCUGCAACCAGUUCGAAGGCUUGGUGGAGGACUUCAACUACGGCACUCUGCUGCGCCUGGACUGCCAGAAGGGCUACAGCGAGGAGAACAGCAUCUUCUCCACCAGGGUGCAGUUCUUCGCCAUCGAGAUCGCCCGCAACAGAGAGGGCUGCAACGAGGCGGUCUACAGGUCCAAAGAACCCCGCAGCUGAUGGACCGGGUCGCUCCUGCAGGAGAGGACCUCACUCUGUUGGGGAGAAAUCUUCAUCUUCCACCUGAGGAGUCUUCGUCAUCCGGUUCUAUUGGACGUUUAAAAGCCGACGUUCCCACAUCCACGUUUCUACAGUGUUCCCGCCUCGGACAGGAAGUGACAUCAUGAACAAACUUUCUGCAAAACUCAACAUCCGUCACUUUAAAGCUGCUUGUUUUUUUUGUUAACACAGAAAAUAAAAACCAAAUGUGUCGUCUGUGAA
Oryzias latipes (Japanese medaka) is the source of this 996-nucleotide messenger RNA. It is a transcript of the gene pbdc1, whose product is annotated as polysaccharide biosynthesis domain containing 1. The record is from RefSeq and is a predicted model, not a curated record. Gene Ontology annotation, cellular component: cytoplasm. NCBI's taxonomy places the organism in Eukaryota, Metazoa, Chordata, Actinopteri, Beloniformes, Adrianichthyidae.